GCCGCCAUGGUAGAAGGGACCCCAAAGACGGGGGCGCCCCCUGGCGGCGCGGGGGUGUCCCUGAAGAAGGAGAUCGGGCUCCUGAGCGCCUGCGGCAUCAUUGUGGGGAACAUCAUCGGCUCGGGGAUCUUCAUCUCCCCCCGGGGGGUGCUGGCGCACGCGGGCUCCGUGGGGCUGGCGCUGCUGCUGUGGGGGGGGGCGGGCGUGCUCACAGCCAUGGGGGCCCUGUGCUACGCGGAGCUGGGCCUCAGCAUCCCCCGCGCGGGGGGGGACUACGCCUACGUCAAGGACGUCUUCGGGGGCCUCGUGGGGUUCCUGCGGCUCUGGGUCUCGGUGCUGGUGAUCCUCCCCACCACGCAGGCCGUCAUCGCCCUCACCUUCGCCACCUCCCUCCUGACCCCGCUGGUGCCGCGGGGCUGCCCCUUGCCCGAGCCCGCCCUCAGGCUGCUGGCGGCCGCCGCGCUGCUGCUGCUGACCUGGGUUGGCUGCAGCAGCGCCCGCUGGGCCACGCGCGUCCAGGACCUCUGCACCGCCGGCAAGCUCGUGGCGCUGGGCAUCGUCAUCGGAGCCGGCCUGCACCGCAUCGGCACGGGGCAGCCCGGGUGGCUGAGCCCGGCUCAGGCCUUCCAGGCGUGGGUGCCGCCGAGCGGGGGGGGCCUGGCCCUGGCCUUCCUGCAGGGCUCCUUCGCCUACGGGGGGUGGAACUUCCUCAACUACGUCACCGAGGAGCUGCGCCAGCCCCACAGGAACCUCCCCCUCGCCAUCUUCAUCUCCAUCCCAUUGGUCACCUUCGUCUACGUGGCCGCCAACGCCGCCUACGUCACCGCCAUGGACCCCCAGGAGAUCCUCCAAUCAGAGGCCGUCGCCGUCACCUUUGGUGAGCGGGCCCUGGGCGCCCUGGCCUGGACCAUGCCCGUGGGGGUCGCCCUCUCCACCUUCGGGGGGGUCAACGGCUCCCUCUUCACCUGCUCCAGGCUGCUGUACGCGGGGGCCCGCGAGGGGCAGCUCCCCCCGCUGCUGGGGAUGAUCCACGUGGAGCGGAGCACCCCCCUGCCGGCCCUGCUGCUGAGCUGCGCAUCCACGCUGCUGAUGCUGGUGAGCGGGGACACGGGGACGCUCCUGAACUACGUGGGAUUCACGAACCUGCUGUGGUACGGGCUGAGCGUGUGCGCCCUGCUCGUCCUGAGGCACCGCAACGGGGGGAAACCGGCUCCAAUGAGGGUGAGCCCUGCCCCAUAG
Messenger RNA from Pezoporus flaviventris, 1239 nucleotides. RefSeq names its product large neutral amino acids transporter small subunit 2-like. Lineage: Eukaryota; Metazoa; Chordata; Aves; Psittaciformes; Psittacidae. The record is from RefSeq and is a predicted model, not a curated record. Gene Ontology annotation, biological process: neutral amino acid transport; amino acid transmembrane transport. Gene Ontology annotation, cellular component: membrane. Gene Ontology annotation, molecular function: L-amino acid transmembrane transporter activity; neutral L-amino acid transmembrane transporter activity.